AUGCAUUUUUCGGAACGGCCCGUACGGGUUUGGGCAAAUGCAUUCUAUGGCCCGCCUCGCGGGAUUACUUUCAAAAUGUAUAGUAGUCCAAUCACAGCAGUGAAAAAUCUUGAUGAUUUUAUAUGCUUUGCAGGUUCUGGCCCUGUUGUACUUAUUUAUGAUCUGAGAGAACAUAAAUGUAUAGCGAAAGAAAUACUGUUACGUAGUUCUGUAAUUCAUGGCUUUGAGACAAGACAAAUAUCUCCGCAUGAUUGGUAUGUUGUCAUAUUUGGGCAACGAGCGUUCACAAUUAUAAAGUGGUCUAACUUAAACUCAACAUUCGAAAUCGUUGUUGAACAAAUAUCAUCUCCAUCAUGGCUAUUGAGCGCAUAUGUCUGGCAGUUUAAUCAUAUAGAACAAACUAUCACGGUUUUAUUUGGAACAGCUCUGAAUCAAAUUUAUCAAUUUGUAUUUAAUAAAGAGAAGAAUCUCAAGGAUUUAACGUUACUGAAAUCAUUCGAUUAUACCACGUUGUAUCCUAUUAAUUAUUUAUUUUGA
Messenger RNA from Didymodactylos carnosus, 537 nucleotides. NCBI's taxonomy places the organism in Eukaryota, Metazoa, Rotifera, Eurotatoria, Philodinida, Philodinidae. The record is from the annotation of a GenBank genome assembly.